UGAAGUUUCAUAGUUCUAUUUCACAAGGUGCCAACUAGCAAACAUUUCGGGUUUGCCUGUGUUUGGCAUAGUUAUGUAUUGACCAUUGGGGAAGCACACCUGUAAAUGAUACCUUAUAGUGUUUUUUUAUGAAAUGUCAUAUUAGUCAUCUACUAGUAACCCAAAUUUGCAGUGUGCAAAAUUUUCACCCUGUUCACCAAUUAAAGUGUCCAAUCACAACUAUAUUUGAAGCAAAUCUUCUAGUGCAAAUUCUGUGGCUCGAUCGGCAUGUGAACAUCUACAUUCUUGGAUACCAUCAAUAUUUGUCUGCGUGAACUUUUGAAUUUCUGUGUUAAGAACUAGAUGUUUUAACAACGGGUCUUCUAAGCUAUAUUUUUUAAUUAUUGGUUCUUCACCAUAUCCAUUUCUGGAUCAUGUUUUUAUAUGAUAAUUGAGGUAAACCUUGGAGAGCUCUGUGCAUCUACAACUGCAGCCUCCACAUGCCUAAUUGUAGUAUUGAUUCUUCACUGAGCAACAUGGAUGCAUGUUCAGUGAUGUGGGAAGAUCUGGCUGUUCAUAUCUGUACUGGGAGAGACAAUCCACAGUGCUCAAAAGUAGAGGGCAAUUCAACACACGUUUUCAUUUCUUGAGUUGACAUGGAUUUUUCUUCUUCUCGUUUGAAGUAAUACGUGGAUAAAUAUGUUAAGUUGACACUGCAACUCGAGCUUGGAAACAUCCAACUGCAGAAAAUCGAUGGUGUAUGUAGCAUUCAUUUAUACCUCAUACUUUAAAUGUGCACCAAAAUAAUAAGACAUGGAGGCCAUCCAAUUGAAUGUACUCCCUCCAAUUCAUAUUAAUUGACUUCAAUAUGGAUGUAUCUAGAACUAAAAUGUGCCUACAUACAUUCACAUUAGAGUCAAUUAAUAUUAACCGGAGGGAGUAGUUGAUAGUAGAUCUCUGUAAAUUAUUUUAUCUUGAAAAUCUCCUUGUUGCAUCUGUUGUUCCUAUCAAUUAUGUUGUUUUUCUUUUUUACUCUUACCUAUAUAUUCCCUCCGUUCAACAAUAUGUGGCGCAAUCUCUCUCUACAAGAAUCCAGUUCUCCACGAGCAAACAAAGCAUAUCGAUCUCCGUUAUCACAUCAUACGUGACUACGUCGAGAGAGGGAGCAUCGUUGUGGAGUACAUUAGCACUGCACGAAGGCCGACAUACUAACGAAGCCAUUGGGCCGUGUACGCUUCCAGGAGCUGCGAGGCAAGGUGGGCAUCUUCGAUGUCAAGUUUGAUCGACAGGGUUGAGGGGGAGAAUGUUGUGUUAAACCCUAUCUCUCUCUCUCUCUUGCCUCUGCUGUUUAUUUCCCUGGGUGUCCUUUUUUCGACACUUUUAGUUUCGUCAGGUUUAGCAGUAGUGAGCUGUUUGUUUCAGUUAGCGCUGGUUGUUGCGAUUUGUGCGGCAGCCAGGAAUUGGUCUAGAACGUUGAGCACGUUGCUCGGAUCGUGGGAUGGCGCGAUCAGUCGUGGAGCACGUCGCUCGACCCUUUCCCUUUCGUAUGAAUAAAAGGAGAAACAGAAAACGCUGCAAGUGAUUGAGCGCAGCACAAACCUCUCUUGUCUAGUGUUCAUCCUCUCUAAUCUCUCACGCGAUCGAGCUAGGUUUUAGGGAGACAGGACCCGCAGUCAUACUUGCUUUACAACUUGGUGAUCAGGUAUGUUUAAAAUUAAUUGAAGUUCUUUCUUUUGUUUGUAACAGUUCACUUGAUCUAACUAUGAGGUUUUUAGUUUCCUAAUCAGUUUUCUUAAUCCUUCAUUUGACUGGUGGUGCAGUUCUACGUGGAUACCGUGAAGAAAAUGGCUCACUGCCACUUUAUAUCUGGGUCACCUUUGCGAACAUUGUGCCUUCUCAUUGCUGGUCAACCUGCAGAUGUUUUUAAUGUAGAAAACACAAACUAUGAUACGCAGGGUGCAUCCCAACAGCCUAUGCAGCCUAGUCCUAAUGCUAUGUUGGAUGACUGGGAAGAGAAUUUGGCUAUUAUAACUGCAAAUAGGACAAAAAAUGAUGACCUAGUCAUUACCCAUCUUGGAGAUUGCCUUUGGAAAGAGAUAAAUGAGGUUGCAGCUGCUCAUUCAUGCUACUUAGUUGCUGAACUAAAUAUUGACCCGUACUCUGAAAGUGCUCGGUUAUGUCUCAUUGGUGCAGACCACUUGAAAUGUCCUCGAACAUUUGCCAGCCCUGAAGCCAUUCAGGGUGGGUACGGAACGAAUCUAGCCCCUGCAAAACUAGUUGGAAAGCUAUUCACCUCGCUUGAUAAAUCUAUUUCCCGCAUGAUGGGCACACCGUCUGCGCCACUUCCACCAGUGCCACAGAGCACUGUUGGUGAUAGGGAGAUCUAUCCAGCACCUGCAGCUGCAAAAUUUGUGAACAGCCAAUCAGUAAUGACCAUGUCAGCAUUAGUUGCAUCCCCUUCAGUGCAUUCAAUAAGUGAGAUGGCAGAGAAUAGCGGUGGCGCUAGCAGGAAGAUCGCACACAACAGAAGUGUUUCUGAACCAGACUUCGGCAAAACACCGAAACAGGGUGCGCGAACGGAUAACACGCAGAGCAGUGCAUCAGGAUCGGGUAGUUCACGAUUUGGUUGGAUUGGCUCCACGCUGCAGAAGACAAUGGGAUUCGUUUCAAAAUCACGCCAGGCAAAAUUAGGGCAGCAGAACAAGUUUUACUAUGACGAAAAGCUGAAGCGAUGGGUAGAGGAAGGUGCUGAGAUUCCUGCCAAGGAGCCUCCUCUCCCUCCACCUCCAACCAAAUCCUCCUCAUAUCAGAAUGGCAUGCCAGACUAUAACUUAAAUGGCCCUGCUAGUGGAAUCCAUACUCCCAAUGGAGUGGCAGAACGUAGAUCUCCGAAACAUUCAGAUCAUGGUUUGGGAAUGCCACCAAUUCCACCCAGCCAGAACCAGUUUUCUGCUCGUGGACGAAUGGGUGUUCGGUCCAGAUAUGUCGACACAUUCAAUAAGGCUGGUGCAACCGGAGCAGCCCAGUCUUACAACAAACCGGCUGCUGCAUCUGUGACACCACCAACUGGUGCCAGGUUCUUCGUGCCCACUGCAGCCGCUGCUCCUUCCGAGCAGAUGCCGAGCCAAUCAGCAGAGACACGUGGUGAAACCUUCCACCAGGAUGAGAGUUCAUCCUCACCCCCAGCAGGAACAUCAUUUUCAUCACCCCCACCAACAGCACAAUUUUCAGCACCAAUGUCAUCUACCAUUCAGCGGUAUCCCAGCAUGGACAACAUUCCUAAUCCAAACCAGGCACCCUGGAUGUCCCCAGGAAGUAACAACAGCUCAUUGACACCAAGAUCGCGGGCAGCAUCAUGGAGUGGAACAUACUCUGACCAAUUUAGUGCUACGGCAGGCGCUAGAUCACCUGAAGGACCGAUGGUGCCUUCGCCGCUCAUGCCUGGCAGACCCUUGCAUAGUCGUUCCAACAGCAACUCGUCUGUGCAGUUCAAUGGUUUGACAGAGGAUCUUCAUGAGGUUGAGCUCUGACAGCGACGGGUGAUGUGACGGUCUGCAUGAUCGUCAUGGCCGCCAUGAUUCAGUCCACACAACCUCGGUAAACCGCGGUUCUUCCAGCAAAACGCAAGUAAGUUAAAAUGCGAAAGGAGCUGUUCACAGCGAAUCAAGUGAUUGCCAGCACAGAGAUGGACAUCUCCAAUUUUGAAUGGAACUCGGGGAAAACUGCUAAAACCGAGGUGUGCCAGACGCGUACUACACGUACAGUCUUGGUUUUUGAGUAUUUGUAGCUAUUUUUUUUCGAUCAAGAAGCAUAGCCCCAGCCACUGCAUCCAAAGGAUACACACAGCUUUUUCUUUUAUUAAAUUAUUCGCAAUGACUUACAAGGGAAAUACAAAGAUCAAUCUCGAAGCUUC
Messenger RNA from Lolium rigidum, 3892 nucleotides. Its product is annotated as protein transport protein SEC16A homolog. The record is from RefSeq and is a predicted model, not a curated record. The transcript has 7 exons. Gene Ontology annotation, biological process: autophagy; COPII vesicle coat assembly; Golgi organization. NCBI's taxonomy places the organism in Eukaryota, Viridiplantae, Streptophyta, Magnoliopsida, Poales, Poaceae. Bases 1824 to 3509 code for a protein of 561 amino acids. Gene Ontology annotation, cellular component: ER to Golgi transport vesicle membrane; endoplasmic reticulum exit site.